UUGAUAGUUGUUAUGAAUGGUCACUGUAUAGAAUAUAAUUGGUUAUUUUGUUUGUAAAAUAAUCUAUUGACUAGAACGAUCUUCUAUCUUCGAUGCAUCACCACAGUUUUCUGUUUAGGAACUUUUCUUCAUUGUUUUUAGUACCCUCCGACCAAUAUUCACGUUGGACCUCUUGAACAACGUGUGUUUGAUUUCUGACCGUAGUGGAUAUUUACCGAUUUACUACUCUGUGUUUGAUCUUCCUUGAAUAGUUAUUUUAAAUACGAUUAUAUGGAAAAGCAAUUGGAUAGAAGGAUAAGUUAACUUUGGCCGUGGGAAAACGGUCUUGAAAUCACCAGUGGAAAACCAUGAAAAAUAAAUUAACAGGAAAGAGUAAUGCAAAUGAGGUUGGCGACGAGGCUGGCAGUUAUGCUGUGGGGCAAGUGUCCGGCUGCUUGUUUCCCAACAAAUCUGCAGCUGGCUCGGGAUCACUGUCUGCACUAUUCUCAUCCAGUUCGACAACCAACACUGUGAAGUUCGUCCCAGCGCCAAAGCUGCCUGAACCGAAGCCUGUAAAAGAUGAAGAUGCAGCCGCAGGCCCUGCAGCAGCCCCUGGAAAGGUACAACCAAAGAAAAGUAAAAAGCCCAAAUCAGCAGCAGAAUUAAAGCUUGAGAACAGAGAAAGUUCUUUACAAAAUGCGGACAAUGAGGACACAGUGGCGAAGACCCCGAAGGCACCCAAGCGGAAAGCCCCAAAGGCUGAGGAUGAAGACACAGCAGGGAAUGAUGGGAAGCCUGCUAAGAGAGUAAAGACCUUUAAGGACUACGCCGCUGAGAGAGUGAAGUUGAGCAGGACCGUGUUCGUGGGCAAUCUCCCCGUCAGUUGCACCAGAGAGGCACUUCGGGCCAUUUUUAAGGAACAUGGACCCAUCGAAUCGAUACGGUUUCGUUCAGUGGCUAGAGAAGAUCCAUCCAUGUCUCGCAAAGUAGCCGCCAUUCAUCGUAAAGUUCAUCCCAAAAAGCAGAGCAUCAACGCAUACAUAGUUUUCAAAGAGAAGGAGGCAGCAGAUAACGCCCUUACUAGGAAUGGCUUGGAGAUUUCGAAGGACUUUCAUAUCCGAGUGGACACCGUCUCCAAACAACAUGAUCACAAGCGAUCCAUAUUUGUUGGCAAUUUACCAUAUGACAUCGCGGAGCUGGCCCUGAGGCAGCACUUUGAGGACUGUGGCUCGGUGGAGGCCGUACGGCUGAUCAGGGACAGAGACACCGGCAUGGGGAAAGGAUUCGGCUACGUGCUGUUUGAGAGUCCUGACUCGGUGCAGCUCGCCCUGAAGCUGGACGGCUCCACGCUGUGCGAGCGCAAGAUCCGCGUGAAGCGUUCGGUCAAAGACAAAGAUGCGAAAGCGGCGGCCUCCGAAGAUGGAAAGGGCCGAGGCCAGAGGAGGACGGGACCCAUGAAGACAGGACAGAAAGAAGGACCUCCAGGCAAACCUGGUGGUGUCGGUAGAGGAGGAGGGGGAGGAGGCGGUGGUGGUGGUAUGGGUAGAGGCGGUUUCGGUAGAGGUGGUGGUGGUGGUUUCGGUAGAGGCGGUGGUGGUGGUGGUAUCGGUAGAGGUGGUUUCGGUAGAGGCGGUGGUGGUGGUGGUAUCGGUAGAGGCAGAGGCGGCCAGAAGCCCUUCCAGAGAAAUCAGGGGAAGAAGACGUCCCCCUCAACUUUCAAAGGAGAAAUGGCCGACCCCGGGGCCAAGAAGCACAAAGGACAGAAAAAGAAAUCUAAACCCCGGAAGAAGGACAAGAUCCACUUAUGAGGAGGUGGUCAGUCACAUUUGUUUCGUCGACGUUUUGACCGAUACAAGAAUAAGAUAUUACUCCCAUUGCUCAUUGGUUUAUCAAUGGUGUCGUCUUUUAAAUGGUAUGAAUGAACUUUAAAAUGAGAACAUUCUGUGGUCACAUUUGUUUUUUGUAACAGGAACAUCAGGGGGGUAUUCCAAGUACGUGAUUUAUUGACAAACCUGGGUAAAUUAACCCAGAGUAAGUGGUAAACCUCCUACAACAAGAACAAACACAGCAUUGUUUUGUUAGAAUGAAGCCAUACAGGUCUUGUUGUAGGUUUACCACUUACGAGUUAAUUUACCCAGGUUUGUCAAUAAACCACGUACUUGGAAUACUCACAUUAAGAUAUUAUUCCCAUUUGCCACUGAUUAAUCACUGCCGUUGUCUUUGACUGUUAAAAUGAGGACAUUCUGUGAUCACUGUAAAACUUUAUCACAUUGUCUCAGAACAGACAAUCAUUCAACAAUAACUGUUUU
Messenger RNA from Alosa sapidissima (American shad), 2288 nucleotides. RefSeq names its product RNA binding motif protein 34 (gene rbm34). The record is from RefSeq and is a predicted model, not a curated record. The transcript is spliced from 12 exons. Gene Ontology annotation, molecular function: RNA binding. Lineage: Eukaryota; Metazoa; Chordata; Actinopteri; Clupeiformes; Clupeidae. Bases 348 to 1787 code for a protein of 479 amino acids.